ACGUAAUUAUUCCAAAGCGAAUUAAUUUGAAUUUCCAAACUGCACGAGACCAGCCCAGACAAAACAGAUUCGUAUGUAGAUUAAUGUUACAACAUGUAUAUACGGUAACAAGCGACGAUUUGAUGCAAAGAUGACUCGUAAAUCUCCUGUAAAUUUGAAAAGUUUUUUCCUUUUAUUGCUUUGUUUUGUUCUGUUUACUGUGAUCUACUACAACGCAGGUUUUAGCUACGAAAGUCUUCAAUUUUGGAAGAUAUUAAUUGUGAGCGCUGAAAGGGAAAGGAAAUUUGAAAAUCAACAGGAUCGUCUAUUUCCAAGAACUACCAGAAGACACGAAGCUACCGCAUCGCCGCGGUUUAAAAUCUGGCGCAAUGAACCUCAAAACAAAACUCUUCGCAGCAACAGUUCUACAUUAUCCAGGAGUAAAGAAAUGGAACUUGGAGCAAGUCUGUCCGAAUGGACUAGUUCGACAAUACAGGAGACAAAGGAACAAUGUGCUUCAAUCACUAAGGACAAAGUACAACCAUUGCCGUCAGAGAUUGGUUGUCGCAUACCGUUCAUGGACGCAUUUCAUCCACAAAUCAUGAAGUAUGUGUCUUCUUCCGCUAGUCCGAAAUGCUCUGGUCAGCGGUAUGGCGAGCUGGUGGAUGGCGCGUUACAUUUCAGAGAUCCCAAAGUAAAAUCAGCAACGUACCAAGCAAUAUCACGUAAUGGCGAGACCAGUUAUACCUUGUCUGCCAGCAAGCCUGUGGUCUCCGGGCAGAAGAUCAACGAUCAACUUAUCGAGGUAGAUUUCACUUUAGAUAACAAUCAACACGCUAAAGAGUUGCAUCUUCACGCAGUCCCAAACGAAAACGUACUAAAACGCGAAGCCAAAACAAACUCUGGAGUUCCACUCAAUAUUCUGGUAAUAGGACUAGACUCAGUCUCCCAUGGCUCAGCACAACGUAAGCUUCCACGUGUGUAUAAGUUUCUCCGUGAUGAGUUGGGAGCGUACUUCUUCAACGGUCACGUGGUCACCGGGGAUGGAACGGUCGAACAAAUGGCUCCGAUGUUGACAGGAAGGAAGUUCAUGGAGGAACUUUACGAAGCCAGGCCGGACCGAGCAAAAUCUCGAACUGUCGAUGACUGGCCUUGGAUAUAUAAACAACUAAAAGAACACGGCUACAUAACCGGUUACAAUGAGGACGGGACACAUCUUGGACCGUUCAACUGGAGACUACGAGGUUUCAGCUCGCCUCCGACAGAUUUUUACCCUAUUCCAUUCUUCAGAAGAACGAAGAAAUUGAUGAAAGGCGGAGAUCAAUGUGUUGGCGCCAAGAAUGUGAAUCAAUAUCAAUACGAUUACAUCAGAAGUUUUUUUAAAGUGUUUUCGAAAAAGUUGAAGUUUUUGCUUUCUUUCACUGCUGGUUAUUCUCAUCAUGAACUGACCCGAGUACAAAAGCUGGAACGCGAUCUUCUUGUUUUACUGAAAGAUCUCAACGCUUCGAACGUGUUUGACAACACCAUGUUUAUACUAAUGGGGGACCAUGGGGUACGAUGGGGGAGUGUCAGGGAAACUAUCCAAGGAAAACUCGAGGAAAGAAUGCCGUUUUUUUCAAUCGCAUUUCCGAGAUGGUUCAAGUCCAAAUUUCCGAAGAUCGACGAGAAUCUACGAACGAAUGUCAAUCGGCUUACGACGUGGUACGAUGUUUACGCGACUUUGCGUCACAUGCUUUCGUACCCAGAUCUACCUAAGGAUAUAAAACACGGUCAAAGCCUAUUCACUGAGAUUCCAAUAUCUCGCACUUGCAAGGAUGCUUUUGUGCCGAAUUUCUGGUGCCCGUGUUUACGGUGGUCAGCGGUCGAUACCAAACAUACACAUGCGCAAAAGGCGGCGCUUGUUGCUAUAGAAUGGAUGAAUAUGUUAACUGGAAAUAACAACAGUGAUGCAUCGCAAUGUCAAGUCCUCACUUUAAAGAAAGUAACUAGCGCUUUAUUGGAGAGGCCUAAUGAUCUUGUAUUAAGGUUCAAACACGUUGAUCUUAGCUACACGCCUAGAUACAGACCACAAAAUAACCCUCCACAGACCUAUUUCUGUCGCUACCAGGUCCAGUUUGUGACUGCGCCUAACAAUGCAACGUACGUAGUCCAAGCUAAAUUCUAUAAGAAAAAAUUUACCAUCAACACUAAAAUUACUAGAAUUGAUAACGACCCAGGUCCACAAUGUACUGCUAAUGCAGAGCUUAGGAAAUACUGCGCAUGUAAAUGAUAAUAGCAGAAUAUUUAGAUAAGAAAUUUGGAGAGAACCAACUUUCCUCCUCCUAGAAUGCUAUUGGCAGAUGAGAUGAGGUCGACAUUUUGACAGUGAUAAAGGUAAACUUGAAACGCUCAAAAACGCAAAGACCCAAUCUCGCCAUAAAUAGGUCUAUAAAAAAACACUCAUUUAUGACAAACCAAACGUUUGAGAAAUGGUAUU
This is a messenger RNA of Dendronephthya gigantea, 2455 nucleotides long. RefSeq lists its product as uncharacterized. Lineage: Eukaryota; Metazoa; Cnidaria; Anthozoa; Malacalcyonacea; Nephtheidae. Bases 131 to 2248 code for a protein of 705 amino acids. The record is from RefSeq and is a predicted model, not a curated record. The transcript has 8 exons.